AUGGGCAGGAAGUGCACGUUGUGUGGUCGCAAUGGGCAUAACUACAGAACGUGCAGUGAGAAAAGCAAGACCAUCAAAUUGUUCGGUGUGAAGAUCAGUACUAGUAGUAGUGCUAUUUGUAAAAAAGACAAUGGAAGAAAAAUAAAGAAAGGAAUUGCGUGGACAGAGGAUGAACAAAGAUUAUUCUUGAAAGGAUUGGAGAUUCAUGGGAAAGGUAAGUGGGCAAAGAUUAGUAAAGAUUUAUUGCCAAGUAGAACACCAACACAAAUUGCUAGUCAUGCUCAAAAGUAUUUUAUGAGAUUGGAAUAUGCUUCCAAUGACAGAAAAAGUCGUAAGAAGCCAAGUGUUUUCGACGUUCAUCUUCAAAAAACACAGGAGAGUAUGAAUCUUGAAGAAAUCUCAGAAGAGACUAUUGUUUCUGAGCAUGAUAUAAAAAUUGUUCCGUUGGAAAAUCAAGAUCAAGAAACUGCAAACUCUCAAGUGGUGACUCCAAUUGCAACUAGUCAAUCCAUUCCCAAUUAUUACAAUGUAUUGCCUAUUACUUGGGUUCAUCAUAUGUAUGAUUAUCCUGCUUUUUAUGCCAGUGGAAUUGAUUCUGUUGCCUCUACGUCAGCCAGUGGUACAAUGGACCAGCGACUUUCUGGAGUUUCAUCACACUGGAGUCAAUCUUCAAAGGAUAAUUUAGAUCUAACAUUAGCAUAG
Messenger RNA from Nicotiana tabacum (common tobacco), 702 nucleotides. The record is from RefSeq and is a predicted model, not a curated record. NCBI's taxonomy places the organism in Eukaryota, Viridiplantae, Streptophyta, Magnoliopsida, Solanales, Solanaceae.